Solanum stenotomum is the source of this 1530-nucleotide messenger RNA. RefSeq names its product pentatricopeptide repeat-containing protein At1g80270, mitochondrial-like. Lineage: Eukaryota; Viridiplantae; Streptophyta; Magnoliopsida; Solanales; Solanaceae. Gene Ontology annotation, cellular component: mitochondrion. Gene Ontology annotation, molecular function: protein binding. Bases 182 to 1210 code for a protein of 342 amino acids. The transcript has a single exon. The record is from RefSeq and is a predicted model, not a curated record.
UAUUGACAGAGACUAUGCUUCUCGUGUUGAUUUAAUUGCCAAAGUCCGUGGUCUGAAGAAGGCAGAAGAUUAUAUUGGGACGAUACCAGAGUCUUUCAGAAAUGAAGUUAUUUAUCGCACUUUAUUGGCCAAUUGUGUCGCUGAAGGUGAUUUGAAGAAAUCUGAGCAGGUUUUUAACAAAAUGAAGGACCUUGAAUUCCCAUUAACAUGCUUUACUUACAAUCAGUUGCUCCUUCUAUAUAAGAAGACUGAUAAAAAGAAGAUCGCCGAUGUUCUCUUGCUAAUGGAGAAGGAAAAUGUGAAGCCAACCCAUUUUACAUACAGACUAUUGAUAGAUGUCAAGGGGCAAUUCAACGACAUAUCUGGAAUGGAGCAAAUUGUUGAGACCAUGAAGGCUGAAGGACUAGAACCUGAUGUCACCACAAAGAGCAUCUUGGUGAAGCAUUAUAUCUCGGGUGGUCUGAAUGAGAAGGCUGAGAAUGUACUAAAAGAGAUGGAAGGAGGAGAUACAAAAGCAACUCGCUGGGCAUGUCGUAGUUUGCUUCCUCAUUAUGCAGCUCUUGGAAGGGCCGACGAAGUUGCUAGAAUUUGUCAAGUUUGUGAGUCUAAUCCUCGUCUUGAAGAAUGUGUGGCUGCUGUAGAUGCUUGGGGAAAACUGCAUAAUAUUGAGGAGGCGGAGGCAAUCUUUGAUAAGAUGGCAGCAAAAUGGCCAACACUGUCAUCAAAGCAUUAUUCUGUUUUAUUGAACAUUUAUGCAAAUCAUAAGAUGUUGUCGAAAGGAAAGGACCUUGUGAAGCGUAUGGCUGACAGUGGUUGCCGAAUUGGACCAGUGACUUGGGAUGCCUUAGUCAGACUUUAUAUUGAAGCUGGAGAAGUGGAAAAAGCGGAUUCAAUAUUACAUAAAGCAGGAGAGCAGAAUCGGUUGAGGCCAAUGAUUAAUUCUUAUUUGAUGAUUAUGGACCAAUAUGCAAAGAAAGGUGAUAUUCAUAAUACUGAGAAAAUGUUUCACAGAAUGAGACAAGCUGGAUAUGUUUCCCGAGCUACCCAGUACCAACACCUUAUUCGGGCGUAUAUAAAUGCCAAAGCUCCUUGUUAUGGUAUUGCUGAUAGAAUGAAGGCGGAUAAUAUAUUCCCGAAUAAAGGAUUGGCAAACAUGUUGGCUCAGGUGGAUGCAUUCAAGAAGAAUGCUGUGUCUGAUUUGUUGGAUUGAUUGAUGUGAUAUACCCUACUUUUCUUGUGAUUGAGGAUCUUGCAUUCCUCUACUUAUACUGCACUCAAGUCAGUUGUAGGAUGAACACUCUUUUCUUUGAGAUGCUAGCUUCCUUUUCUUUAACUUAGUUUUUAUGUUUGCUUAAACCUUUCUUUUUGUUUUUCGACUUUAUUAGCAAAUACUUCUGUUGGAGGAAUUUAUUGACAUUGUUUUGAGGUCUCAAGCUUUGAUUUGAAGCCUAAAUUGAAAUUCAAGUGUAAAAAAAGGUCCCAAACAUUUAACUGGAUGGAGAUAAAGAGCACUCAACUCUUUGAUUUCCA